Molecule: messenger RNA, 1305 nt
Organism: Stegastes partitus (bicolor damselfish)
Lineage: Eukaryota; Metazoa; Chordata; Actinopteri; Pomacentridae
Product: COUP transcription factor 2-like
Exons: 3
Coding region: 1-1305 (434 amino acids)
Biological process (GO): regulation of DNA-templated transcription
Molecular function (GO): DNA-binding transcription factor activity; zinc ion binding; sequence-specific DNA binding
Source: RefSeq, a predicted model, not a curated record
AUGGCUAUGGUAGCGUGGAGAAACACCGAGGGCGUGGGGGACACUCAGGGGACCCUCUCCUCCCCGGUGUCCCAGGUUGUGCCUCUGUCUCUGCCCGGGGAGCUGUCGGGACACAUAAACCCGCCGCCCUCUCUGGAAAUUCCCCAGGCGGCAGCAGCAGCACCUCCAGGAGCGCCGCCGUCCAAUCCGUCCGGCACCGCCGCCGCCGCGACCACCGCCACCACCAACAACAACAGCACCUCCUCUUCCUCCUCCUCCUCCUCGUCCAUGGACAAACAGCAGAGCCAGCAGAUCGAGUGCAUCGUUUGCGGAGAUAAAAGCAGCGGGAAGCACUACGGACAGUUCACGUGUGAAGGAUGUAAGAGCUUCUUUAAGCGCAGCGUCAGGAGGAACCUGAGCUACACGUGCAGGGCCAACAGGAACUGUCCCGUAGACCAGCACCACCGCAACCAGUGCCAGUACUGCCGCCUCAAGAAAUGCCUCAAAGUGGGCAUGAGGAGGGAAGCCGUCCAGAGAGGCCGGAUACCGACCCAGUCCUACCACGGCCAGUUCGCUCUGACCAACGGGGACCCUCUGCAGUGCCAUUCCUACCUGUCGGGCUACAUCUCCUUGCUGCUGCGGGCCGAGCCAUACCCGACCUCCAGGUUCGGCUCUCAGUGCCUGCAGAACAACAACAUCAUGGGCAUAGAGAACAUCUGCGAGCUGGCGGCCCGGAUGCUGUUCAGCGCCGUGGAGUGGGCCCGCAAUAUCCCGUUCUUCCCGGACCUGCAGGUGCCGGACCAGGUGGCCCUCCUCCGCCUCACCUGGAGCGAAUUGUUCGUCCUGAACGCCGCCCAGUGCUCCAUGCCCGUCCACGUCGCCCCACUGCUGGCCGCCGCGGGACUCCACGCGUCCCCGAUGUCCGCAGACCGGGUGGUGGCCUUCAUGGACCACAUCCGGGUCUUUCAGGAGCAGGUGGAGAAGCUGAAGGUGCUGCACGUGGACUCUGCAGAGUACAGCUGCAUCAAGGCCAUCGUGCUGUUCACCACAGAUGCUUGUGGUCUGUCGGACGUGGCCCAUGUGGAGGGUCUCCAGGAGAAAUCGCAAUGUGCAUUAGAGGAGUAUGUGAGGAGCCAAUAUCCUAACCAGCCUAACAGGUUUGGGAAGCUGCUGCUUCGCUUGCCUUCCCUCCGCACCGUCUCUUCCUCUGUCAUAGAGCAGCUUUUCUUCGUGCGUCUGGUGGGAAAAACCCCCAUAGAAACUCUGAUAAGGGACAUGCUGCUGUCUGGUAGCAGCUUCAACUGGCCCUACAUGCCUAUUCAAUAG